AUGGAAGGUCUCCUCUUCAGUAGCUUCUUCCUGCUGAAUCAGUUCCUACCGAUGAGUGGAGGUUGGCCAGUGGAGAAUUUAGUAGGAGUUGGAAAGACACUGCUGACCUUCAGGGAUGUGGCCAUCGAAUUCUCUCAGGAGGAGUGGGGAUGUCUGAAUCACAGUCAGAGGGAACUGUACAGAGAUGUGAUGUUAGAGACCUAUCGACACCUCCUCUUCUUGGGUCUUGUGUCAAAACCAGACCUGGUCAUCGUUUUGGAGCAAAAGAAGGAGCUGUGGGGUGUGAAGAGAAAAGAGACAGUAGCCUCACACCCAGGUAGGUGGGAGUGA
Messenger RNA from Panthera uncia (snow leopard), 330 nucleotides. Its product is annotated as zinc finger protein 679-like. Gene Ontology annotation, biological process: regulation of DNA-templated transcription. The record is from RefSeq and is a predicted model, not a curated record. The transcript is spliced from 3 exons. The coding region runs from base 1 to 330 and encodes 109 amino acids. Lineage: Eukaryota; Metazoa; Chordata; Mammalia; Carnivora; Felidae.